Molecule: messenger RNA, 1521 nt
Organism: Chlorella variabilis
Lineage: Eukaryota; Viridiplantae; Chlorophyta; Trebouxiophyceae; Chlorellales; Chlorellaceae
Exons: 10
Coding region: 1-1521 (506 amino acids)
Source: RefSeq, a predicted model, not a curated record
AUGACGAGACGUUGGCUGAGCUGCGGCUGCGCCAAUGCCAUAUGCUUGUUCCUCGCCCUGCAACCCCUGGCGGCCGCUGCGCGCCACCUGGCCUCCAAGGAGCAAUCCGUGGUGGAUGGCACAGCAGCAGUCCUCUCGAUGGACAGGGAGGAUGGAACGGCCUCGAGGGCCGUCUUUGUGCAAACGGGCAGCGGGGAGCGAGUGCAGGUGCUGGGCAGCAAGCAGGGGCCGCAUGCAGUCCUGCACACGGGCAUGCGGGUGCGCGUCACUGGCAGCUGGCUCGACGGAGCGCCAGCGGGCGGCACGCAAGCGGCGGCCGCUGGCGCGCAGCUGGGGCUGGCACCUCCCCGCCCAGCAAAGGCCGAUCCCGCCAGCAGCCGCGUGCAGCUGCUGCCCAGCAACCCGCUGAUUGAGCGAGAAGUGUCCACACUAGUCAUCCCAGUUUCUGCGGUGACCGCUAGAGGAGGUGCCUGCCCUGGCACCAGCCUGCCCAAGUUCACAGCAGCACAAGUCAGGCGGGCGGUGCUGCAGGAGGCAAACCGCAACGGCACCACCGUGGGCGGCAUCUUCAACCAGUGCUCCUACGGCAAGAGCCGGCUGACAGAGGCAAACAGCCUGGUGGCACCCCUGGUCAAGCUGCCGUGCACGGGCACAAGCAACAAGGUGGUCUGGAGCUUCAACAGAUGCGAGUUUACCGACUUCUACGGCUGGGCUGAUGCUGUCGAUGAGGUGCUGCGGGCGCAGGGGCUGGUGCUGGAGAAGUAUGCACACAGAGUCUACCUCAUGCCCCCCACCUCCACCUGCACCUUUGUGGGUGUGGGCAUGCUGGGCUGCGACGGCUCCGAGCCGUGCCGCGCAUGGAUGGGCGGCGAGUGGUGGGCCUCGCCACCAGCCAUCGCCCACCAGCUCUUCCACAACCUGUACCUGGGCCACGCGAGCGCCGCACAGCCAGGAGGGGUCGACGAGUAUGGCGACGCAACCAGCGGGAUGGGGUUCUGCUGCGAGGGCCGCUGCCCCAACACGCCCCAGGCCUGGCAGAUGGGCUGGCUCACGCUGCAGCAGCUCGACAGCAGCAGCCUGAAGCCGGGGCAGACGGUGCAGCUGCGGCUGGCCAGCCAGGCCGUCUCCUCCCAGACUGGCGCCCGCAUCGAUGUGUCCAGCUGGGUGGCGGGUGUGGACCCCAUCUUUGUGGGCUUCCGCACCGCGGAGCGCGGCGACAAAAACAUGCAAUGGGAUGCAGCGGGCAACGUCCACAUUUACACGGCGGCGAUUGCCAACAACUACGAUGCGCGGCCGUCCAUGUGGCAGGCGUCAUUGGCAGCCGGCCAGUCCUGGUCGCAGCCCGCCUCUGGGGUGGUGGUGCGAUACCGCGGCAUGGCAGGCAGCUCCGCGCUGGUCAGCGUGUGCCGCCGCGGUGGUGCUGAGACAGCGGCCUCGUGCGCUGCCGGUGUUGACUGGGAUUGCAACGGGCUGGCAGGGGGGGCCGACCCCGCCUGCACUUCAAAGCCGUCGGCACGCUGA